UAGCAUUACUUAUUUUAUUAAGUACAAACUUAUUAAUGUUAUUAUAUAUUUUUUCGUUUGAAUUACUUGUGUUUUUGGUAGUUUUUUGUACUCAAUAAUUAAUAUGGAUAACCAUACACCAAUAUCUAUUAAUGAAGAUGAAAUGGUAAGUUUCUUAUUCUUAAAACUAUUGUACCUAAAAUCUAAUGACUAAUAUUAUUUGAUAUUUUACUUUAUCACAUUACAAUAUAAAUGAAAAUACUGUGACAAUAAAAAUAUAAUGUUCUUAGAUUUUAAUUGUAUGGUCAUUUUAAGUAAUUUAGCUAUUGUAGUUUAUUUAUUUUUUAUGAUUUUAUUUCAAUAAAUUAUUUUUAUGAACAGUAUUUAUCAUCGGGUGAAACUGAAAGCAUACUGGAUACUUAUGAAUAUGGAACUAUAAGUAGCGAUGAAUAUAAUUAUGAAGAUGAAAGUAUAACGUAUGAUAGUGAUAAAGACCUGAAUUUAUACCAGCUAUUAUAUCAAGCUCAAGUUCUGAUGAAAUCUCAUCAAAUACUGCAACCCUCACUGUUGAGAAUGCUGUCAUUGUAAAAAAAAGAACACGUAAGACAGGCAUAGGAAAAUCUCCAAAAAGAAAACGUAAAACAAAUAGAAAAUAAUGGAAUGAUGUUAAAAGUAAGCAACUAUUGAAUGCUGGGGUUGAACAUUGUAACCGAAAGGGCAACAUUAUAAAGGCAAAAAAACUGGGACCACCUUGUACAGAUAAAUGUAGAAUGAAAUGUAUUGACAAAUUAAAUAAUGAUGUCCGUAAAACCAUUUUUGAUUUGUACUGGGGAUUGGGUACUCAUAUAAGGCAACGUGAUUUCAUAACUAAAUACGUAAAAAUAUUUGAAAAAAAACAAAUAACUAUCUCAAUAGCGUCGCAGUCAAGAAGAAACAAGUCUAGAAAAUAUUAUUUACCAAUCAACAAUUUAGAGAUUCAGGUUUGUCAAAAAAAGUUUUUACAAACAUUGGCUAUAUCCGACAAAGUUGUUGAUAAUGUUUGCAAAACAUUAAUAACAUCUCCAGUUUUAAAUACAGAUAUGAGGGGAAAACAUAGCAAUCGACCAUUAUCUAUAAAAGAAGAUGUUAAAAAUGCUAUUAGGAAGCAUAUAAAUAGUUUUCCUAUAGUUGAUUCUCACUAUGUUAGGGAAAACACAGCAAAAAAAUAUCUUGAAAGUGGUCUCUGUAUUUCUAAAAUGCACAGGUUAUAUUUGGAAUGGAUUUCAGAUGAACCUUUGAGUAAUUCCAAUAAUAGUGUAAUAAAUGUAACUUUAAGACAGUAUACUGAUAUAUUCAAUACUGAGUUUAAUUUGUCUUUUUUUAAACCUAAGAAAGACCAAUGUGAUGUAUGUGAGGUAUACAAACUGGCUUGUCCUGAAGAAAAAUUUAAACAAAAAGAUUUAUAUGAUAAACAUUUACUAAACAAAUCAUUAGCAAGAGAACUUAAAAACGAAGACAAAAGAAGGGCAUUAGCAGAUCCCACAUUUUGUGUUGCCGUAUUUGACCUGCCGAAGGUAUUGACAGCUCCUCAAUGUGAAGUCAGUAGUUUUUAUUAUAAACGUAAAUAUGCAACUUACAAUUUCACUAUAUUUGACAUUGGAAAACGCCAAGGUUAUUGUUACAUGUGGACUGAGUCUGAUGCUAAACGAGGAUCAAAUGAAAUUGCUACAUGUUUGUUAAAGUUUAUGACACUUAUGAAGGACAGUGGUAUUAAGGAAUUCAGUUUUUAUUCUGACAACUGUGGCGGUCAAAACAGAAACCGAUUCAUUUGUUCGAUGUGGGAAUAUGCAUCUGCAACUCUUAAAGUCACCAUUGUCCAUCGAUUUUUGGAGGUGGGACACACCCAAAAUGAAGGUGACAGUAUGCACGCUACAAUAGAGUGUGCUAAAAAAGGUAAAGUAAUUUAUGUACCGUCUCAAUGGGUUACAUUAGUCAGAUGUGCCAAGUUGAAUAAAAAUUCAUAUUUGGUUUUUGAAAUGUCAAAUGAAGAUUUCCUUAACUUCAAACCCAUGGUUGAAAAUGCAGAUUUAAAUUGGAAAAAAUCAACUAACAACGAAAUCAUUAAAUGGAAUAACAUUAGGGAAAUAUCGACAUCUUUUGAAAUGCCUUUUACUUUAAAAAUUAAGUAUGAGUAUUCAAACACAGAUUUUGUCAUAAUGGAUAUGAUUUUAAAAAAAAAACCAGGGAGACAUCAAGCACGGACCCAUUUCCCAGUAAAAGCAUAUAACUCUAAAAUUCCUAUAGAUAGACUUAAAUUGCAAGAUUUGUUAUCUUUAUGCAAUAAAGGACUAAUUCCAUCGAUGUAUCACAUUUUUUUUUUAAAUCUCUAUAAAUUUUUAAGAUGUUAUUGUUUGAAUAUUAUUUUAUUUACAUUGAUCACAAUAUUAUUACAUUGAGUUUUAAGUUUUAUUAUUAUUUUUAUUUUCAUAACAUUUUAUUUUGUGAUCUUGACAAUGAAGGGACUGAUAUUAAUAUUGUUAUAACCUAAUAUUAAGUAUUUUAUUUUUAAAUUAUCUAAGUUUAUUGUUAAAAGAACAUUACUUUUUGUCAUAUUUUUUUUUUCUAACAUAUUUUAUUUCGUUUUGU
Messenger RNA from Metopolophium dirhodum (rose-grain aphid), 2604 nucleotides. RefSeq lists its product as uncharacterized. The coding region runs from base 750 to 2414 and encodes 554 amino acids. The record is from RefSeq and is a predicted model, not a curated record. The transcript is spliced from 3 exons. Lineage: Eukaryota; Metazoa; Arthropoda; Insecta; Hemiptera; Aphididae.